Aegilops tauschii subsp. strangulata is the source of this 405-nucleotide messenger RNA. RefSeq lists its product as uncharacterized. The record is from RefSeq and is a predicted model, not a curated record. NCBI's taxonomy places the organism in Eukaryota, Viridiplantae, Streptophyta, Magnoliopsida, Poales, Poaceae.
AUGGAGGCGUACCUCGUGGAGGUACACAAAAUGGAGAAGCAGUUCCUGGGUCUGGAGCUACAACAUGUGCCCCGCGGCACGAACAAGGAAGCUGACGAGAUCACCAAGAGGGCGUCAAAGCGUUGGCCUCAGGAACCAGGAGUCUUCGAGGAGCGUCUCUUCAAGCCCUCAGCGGCCCCACCAACCGCCAAACCUGGGCCACCUCAGGAGGAGCUCCCCUCACCGCCGACUUCAGGAGCCUCCGCCUGUGGCCCGACCUUGGGAGCACGUCUGCUCCUGGCACUCAGGCCUCGGGAGGGGUGCUGGAUCGAAGAGUUCAAGGCAUACUUGACGCAGGGCACGUUGCCGGAGAAGGAAGAGGACACAGAGCGUGUGGCCCGGCAGGCCACGGCGUAUUGCAUUUAG